Octopus bimaculoides (California two-spot octopus) is the source of this 8199-nucleotide messenger RNA. Its product is annotated as tudor domain-containing protein 5. Lineage: Eukaryota; Metazoa; Mollusca; Cephalopoda; Octopoda; Octopodidae. The record is from RefSeq and is a predicted model, not a curated record.
CAUUUCGUCUGCGCACAUACACGUUUUCUGGGUUGCAAUAAUGUCAUCUGUCUUCAAAUAAUCCAUAAUGCAUACCGGAUUAAAGUUAUUCUACACUUUCAUUUUAAGAGUAUAUAUUUGGAAAUGUAAUGAUUAUAAUUUCUUCUCAGGGAGAACUGAGAAUUUGACAAUCGUAACAGUGGUACCUCCGUUUUUAAGGAUUGAGAUUUCCUGUGAGAUGGAGACAGUAACGUAGCUAACAGGGGAGCAAGAGAAGCGACCGCUUCUCCCGAGCACAUUUUCCAAAUUGACGCCUCUCCGGCAAUUUUUACAAAACUCAUUAGUUAUCUAUAUCAGUAGUUGUGAACUUCAUACAUAAUGACAUUGUUACUGAAACAAGAAAUUAAUGGACAUAAAAUACAAUUACGUAUGUUAUAACUAAUGGAAUAUUAUAUAAUGAAAUGAUAAGAGAAAUGCUGAAGAGUGUUUGGUAUGUAUCUCGGUGCCUUUUUGUAUCUGCUCGCUCCUCACAACUUUAGAAACUGGUUACGCCUCUUGGUGGAGGACAAUACUUUGGUGAAGAAUUUAUAAAUUGUCUUUUAUUUGAAAACCUGGACACCACUUACAUUUCUCCUGAAGAAGAAAACCAGCAUCUCUUCUGAAUCGUUUCUAAACAAGCACUGGUAUUCUGCAUAUAUUCACUCAAGUUUGAAAACCACUUAAAUUAGCCAAAAUGUCCGAGAAAGAAGAUAUUAAGAAAAAAAUUCGUGCUUUGCUCAUCUCAUCUCAAAGUGGUGUACCGUUGUUUAAUUUUCUGAAGGAUUACUAUGAUAUCAUCGGUGAACCUCUCAAAUUCCGUGAUCUUGGAUAUUUUGAUUUGGAAGAUUUUCUUUUAGAUAUGCCAGAUGUGGUCGAUGUAGUAAAGGCCGCUGAUGGACAGACCGUUUUAAAACAUGUCACAGCCGACAGUACAAAGCAUAUUGAAAAAUUAGUCGCACGACAAAAAACCGUCACCAAAAAACCACGUGCUAGUAAUAACAGUUAUAAGACCAACGGGUAUUUCCAGUCUGACUGCAUCUCACCUAGCCAUUCCUCUUAUAUUCAAAAAAGGAGUCCAGUUUCUCCAACUUUUGCAAACAGAUUCCGUCCAAACAACAGCAAACAGUUUCGACUUCCUUCCUUACCAAAUUUCAUUAAAAUUCAAAUCCAACAAACUUUAAGGAGUUUUUCUGAGCCAAUUAGUGUCCAUUCCUUUGAUGCUGCUUAUAAAGCAAGGUUUGGUGCUUCUUUAAACUACGAGAAAUGUGGAUUUUGUUCACUGGAUGCAGUUUUACAAUCUAUUCCUGAAAUGGUGAUGGGAAUCUUACAAAGGAAUGGUCAAUAUCACUAUAAAUUGCUGAAACCUCCCUAUAAUAUGGACUACAGAAAUGGUUCACCCUACUCCCCACAAGAUAACUUUAUUUCACCUUCAAAUACAUACCAUCAGCCAUAUUCACUAAAAAAUUUGGGUUUUAAGACUUCCAUACAAAGACCUGUACCAUUAUUACAGGUAUCAACAUCAUACUCUUUAAUGCAUAGUCAACCAUUCUAUGCUGCCUUUGGUAGUCCUAACUCUCAAAGUAGACAUUCCUAUUCAAAUGCUUCCACUUAUGAUGACAAAAUACAUAAAGAUAAAAAAAAUUAUUCACCGAGAAGAGAGUCAUAUUGUUCCCCUGCUGCUAAUCUAGGAAAAAUGAACAAUUCGUCUGAAUGCAACGAUAUGUUUGACCCAAUAAAUCCUGAAAUUACCUCAAAUAUCAUGAAGAUUCUUGAUCGUCAUCCAGAAGGCCUUUAUUCUUCUAAAUUAUGUUCUGCAUACCAAAAACAUCAUGGUUCUGAAUUGGAUUAUCGAGAUAUGGGCUUCCUAAGUGUAAUAGAUUUAGUUUCCAAAUUGGACACAGUCCACAUUGUGAGGCCUGCUGGCAGUGGAGAUUGGAUCUUGUAUGAUACUAAGAAAUCUAAAGAAACUGCAGAGAAGUUGGCAAAUCAGUUGCAUUCUCUUGAGUUAAAUAAAAGUAAGCUAACCAAAGAAAAAGAAAAACAAGUCCGAUUAAGUAUUUCCAAAAUGAUGGAAUCUUUUCCAAAUGGACUAAAUCUAGAUUGCUUUAUGGAGAACUACAAGGCAACAACAGGAUCAGAAUUUCAACCCUCAGAUGUUGGUUAUAAAAGCCUGGAGAGCUACAUACUCUCACUGGCCAAUAAUAUUAUUGAAAUAAGUUACUCUGGAAAUGCAUGUUUGACUAUAAAAUCUGCAAAAAAACACAACUCUAAUGAAAAUCAGCAACGUAUACAACAACCUGUUCCAAAACAUUCUGUGAAUCCUCCCCAGUCUUUAUCCAUUACAUCCUUACCAGAAGAUGCUGUUGGUCCUGGUGUGUCAUAUCGACUUCUUGAUAUACCAAAUAACAUCCAUUUCGUUGAAGUGUUUGUUAGCAACAUUGAAAACCCAGGACAUUUUUGGUUAAAAUUCCGAGGAAAAGCAUACUCUGUUGCUUUGGAGAAUUUGAUGGAUGAACUUGAAUUAUUAUAUUAUUCCUCCGAUGCUGAUGCCUAUCAUGUUCCAGAUGAAUACAUUUGUGUAGGCUUAGUAGCAGCAGCUAUAUAUCCCGAAGAUCAAAAUUGGCAUAGAGUUUAUGUUACGAAGGUACCAAAUGUAUCCUUUGUUGAGGUGUAUUUUGUUGACUAUGGCAAUACUUGCACAGUCUCUCGCAACUCUCUGCGCUUACUUCGAAACCAUUUCUUAAGUCUACCAAUGCAAGCAAUAGAAGGAAGAUUAGCAAAUGUAAAACCAAUUAAUGAUGAAUGGAGCACAAAAGCCAGGAACCGUAUGUUAUCUCUGUGUUUCAACAAACCACUAAUUGCUCUUGUUACACAAGUGAAGGACCGUAUAAUGUCUGUCUGUCUGACAGAUACUUCUGACAACAAAAUUGACAUUCAUAUUAAUGAUGUCCUUGUGGCUGAAAAAUACUGUAUAUUUUAUCCUGAUGACAAUGAUCCUGACACAGAUAGAUGCAGUCUGCCAGAAGGCACAAAUAAAAGAAUGCCAACAAAUACUAAUAUAGGCUAUCAACAUGAGCCAGUUCUUCCUCAACAAACCCCAGAAUGGUUUCCACAUGCAGUCUACCUACAGUCUUUGGUUGCACUGUUAUUUCAGAAUUGUCCAAAACCUGAAAUUUCUGGCAUCUCUGAAGAAAAUAUUUUUUCUGAAAUUACCAAGGAUUCUCUGGAUCAAUCUGUCAGUCCUAGUCAAAAACAAUAUGACAUUACAAUGACAUUACAACAACAGAUCGAACACAUUAAAACUUCAAACUGCAAAGUAAAUGGAAAGAUGCAUUCAGAAACAACCAAUAUUAAUCCUGGAUCUCUUGCCACAGGCACAUGUGAAGAUAAGAUCAAUAAAGAACCUUCAAGAACAGAGUCAGACAACAAAUUACCUCCUCCGGUUAACAAAUGUUCCAAAAGUGAAGUGGUUGUGCGUCCUACAAGUAUUUCUACUAUGCCAAUUACCAAUUCUAUAUGCAAAGUAAAUAUGAAUCCUGGCAAUUUCUUAUCAAACAACCUACAUACCUCAGACAUCUCAAAAGAAUACCCUAUCAGUCAAGGAAAUAAUUUAAAGCCAUUUGUUCAAAGAAUAGAACUCACUCCUGAAAUUGCAAUCCACCUCUUCAAUUUCAAUGGAACUGCCUGUAUCUCAAGCUGUGAACUUUCAUCUUUCUUCUGGAAGAUUGACAUUAUACGAACAAUGCUUAGACGUGUAAAUCUUGGAAUCUCAAAAGUUAUAAUCUGUCAAGAAGAUUACGAAGAAUUGUUUAAGGAACUAGAAAAUAUUAACUUUAGUGGUUUGAAAUCUGGAGAUGACCAUAAAGAUUGGUUGACUUUGUUCCGGCUUGAAGAUGUCCCUCUGGUUUUAGAAACUUUUUGUCAUCCUUCUGCUGAGUUAAAAGCAGCUGUUAACAAAGCAAUCCAAGAGUUUGAGCCCGAUGAUAAUUUUUGGAAAAAUAACAGUGCAAGGAGUUCUCUCAAAAAAGUGUCUGAUAGCUCAACUCUUAAUAUGGUAAAAUGUACUUCACCUGUCUCCAUCCCUACAAAUAAACUCUCAAAUCAAGUCCAGCAUCUCUCCGUCAAAAAUAAGGGACAAUUGAAUUUGAGUAAGUCUGCUUCCCCUCCUAGUCUUCGGUCACAAUGGAGCUCUCCUUCCCAAGAAAUCAAAUUUAAAGCUGGCUCUCUCGAGGCUGUACCUUGGCUGCGGCAUUCCAGUGCUUCAGGAGAAGACAUGAAGACCAUCAAUUACAAUUUGACUAUUUUCCAUAAGCAAAGACAACGAAUUUUAAACAGAUUAAUGAAAGAUCCCAGUGAUUAUGAAAACUGUGUAAAAGAAUUAGAAGAUGUUGAAGAUAAAUUGCAGAAGUUGAAUGAACUACUAAUUAAACUCAGUCCCACUGUUGAAAACCGUGACCCACCUGGAAGAUCCCAUUCACCAUACCACCAAAGCCAGUCUAACCACAGUGGCUCCCCAUCAAGUAGUCUGGGUCUUUCUCCAAGAGAUACACGAUCAACAUCUCGUUCACCCAGUUCGUCUCCGGUUCCUGAAAAUGUUCCUUUGACUCCAAAAAUUCUCAAUCAGAUGUUAGACUCCCAGUAUGCUGCUAUGUUUGCUGCUUCUGGAGCAGCAGUAGCAUCCAAUGAACACUUUCUUGCUAUUGGUCAGAAUUCAUAUCCUAGUGGACAUCCUUUUAGCAACAAUUCCUCCCAACUUUCAGAAAGACCCUAUAAACUGAGCUGCAGCCCGACAGCAAGAAAUAAUUCUAACAAGCUUUCACCUUUACUGUUACCUGGUUUGUAUCCUUUACUGCGAGAGCAGAUUGCUUCUACUUCCUCAGUAGGGUAUGGCACAGGUUUGCUGGGUGUGACUCAAUCAGCUAACUGCUUGUCUACUAGAACAUUUAACUCUACCAGUCCAUCUCUAUCUCCCAAACAUGUGCCCUUCAGGAGUCCCUCUCCACUGACUUCCAUACCUGCUUCAAGCAAUGCAAACAGCACCAAAAAUGGCCAUGUUUAAUGUUUACUACUACUACUACUACUACUACUACUACUACUACUACUACUACUGUAUGUGUUUUUAUCUUGGGUAUUUGUCAAUUACCCAAGCAGUUUUUAUAGUUAGCCAAUGAAAUGUUGUAGUUUAAUUUUUUUUCCACACUGAAAUUUAAAUAUAUAAACAAUGGGAUUAUUUGUUAUUAGAUUUACAAAACUCCAAACAUAUUUUCAUAAUACCUGAUUGUUACUUUUUUUUUUUGUUUUUUUUUUUAUAGGUUCUAGAAUGUUUAAGGUUUUCCAAUAUAUGCUAAACCUACCUGUAAUAGAUAAUAUUUUGGAGUUGCAAUAAAAACCUGAACAGCAAAACAGUUGAUAGAAAACCAAAUGAGUGGGGAUCAUUACCGACUGAGAAUGUGCAGAAAAGUAACAAUGACAAACUUAUUUGAGUAAAUUUUUUGCUUGAAGCAAAAGAAUUUAAUUUUUCAUUUUAGGAAUAUUAUUUUCAUUUUUGCAAUUUUAAAAUAGAUACAUCAAUUAAAUCAAAUCAUGGUAUUUAUCUGUUAAUUUUAUGCUUCUAUGUUCUCUAUUAAUGUACAGAAUAUGUUGAAACAUUUCAGUUAAAACUAUAGAUUUUAUUUUAGCACAAAGUAUUACAUAGUAUGUUUUUGAAAAUUUGUAACACAGACUUUGAUUUAUUGUUAACUUACUAAUGUUAGAAUCUUAAAACUAUUAUCCUCAUUAUUACAUUCUUUUCAUUCUGUGACAAAUUCCAUAGAGAAAUAAUUUGAUUACUUUAACAAGCGUUGUUGAUACAAGUUAUGUUUGGAUUAAAAGUUUCAGUUGGCUUCACAUUUUGCAUGAUAAAACAGAAAGGAAAAUAUGCUUGAUAUUUUUGUAGAAUAUUUUCAAUUUUUUCUUGUCACUUUUGUUUCCCCUGAAAAUAUAUUAAACAAUUAUUUUCUAAUCAAAAUUUUUCGUCCACUCCUCUCAUUUUCAUGCUUUUAAGCAUUUUCUUAUUUACUUCAUUUAUUGCAUCUUCAGGUUCUAUUGCCAAGACACUUUGAAGUUCAUUAUAAACAUGUAAAUUUAGUGAUUUUGAUAAGCCCUUCAAAAAUUUAUAUUACGUAUGUGUGGGUUUUUUUUUUUUUUUUGUUAAACACAGAUUUAAAUAUCAUUUGAUAAUGAAUAAAUUGGUCUGGCUGUGACUUAACAUUUGUUAUCUUAGAAUGGCAGUUUUAUAUUGUUAAUUUUGCAAAUCACAAUUAUUAUUCAAACCUAGUUUACUGGUACUCUGGGAUGGCAUAAAUUUGUUUUGCUGGUAAACUUCCUCUUUAAAAAAAUUCAUUCUAAGAUCAUUUCAUGUAAAAACACUGGUGGGCAAUUGUCUUUCAUGUUAAUUUAAUUAUUUUGCUAUUUCUUGUUAUAUUAGAAAUUAUUCCUGAAGCACUGGCUGAAGCUUGAAAGCUGUGAUAUUCUAAUGUGCCAUUUAAUUAUUUAAAUGCAAUGUAUUUAUUAAAAUUAAUAUUUUUUACAGAUAACUGUCUCUCUUUGUAUUAGCUGUUAAAAAAAGAAAAAAUAUUUCUAUGUAGCUUUACAUUUUCAAUUUUUUUAUUUGUUUCUCACAUUGAUGAAAUAAGGUGUAUUUAAAUUUUUUACUUCAAUUUCUACUUUUUUUAUUCUAUAUAAAUUACUGUAUUUGUGAAGUUAUCACAAACAGCUGCUAUGGAAUGAAAGAGGUAGCAUUACUAAUUUCUGCAAAAAGACCUUAUUUACAUCAACUACUGGCAGCUUAUUUUCCAGCUAAUAUAUGCUUAUUUUUUUUAUUAUCAUUUUUCUAAGUAUUUUUUUCCUUUUUUCGCACAAGUGCAUAUGUAUGUAUAAUUUUGAAAUGUUUGGAGAUAAACAGAGUAACAAUUUUCUAAAUUACUUUAAAAUACAUGUUAAUAUCUUGAUAGAACAUCAUAUAAUUUGAUGGUUUAAGUGUUUUCAGUUGAUAAAUAUUUGCAUCAAUAGGUGAUGGUAGAUUGUAUAAUGUCAUUGUAAUUGAUAUUAAGCAGUAAUGUAACAUAGUUUUGUCAUAACUAUACUUUUGAUUUUAAAAUAGUAGGGUUAUUUGUCGUAAAAUAGUUUAUCAAAACUUAUCCCCAUCUCCCAAAUUUUUAUCUCAUUUAACUUGGUUCAUAGACCCACUUUGGAAUAAUUUAUUCAGGUUGUUGUAGGUGACAUAAUUGGUGUUGUAAGAAAUACCUCAUGUCAGUUCACCCUCUGUGACUACCUAGAAUGCCAGAGAUGUUACAACUAAAUUUUAUGAAGUACCAAUAACGAUUUAGCCAUUAAGAUAUUUUGCAUCCUUAUCUGAGGAGUAACAUAGCUGUUAAAGUUUCAACCCACAUCCUAAAUUUAUCCUGUAAAAAUAACUUUGUUCCACUGCUUUUUAACUUUUUUGAAAUUAUAAGCAACUAGUGAACAAUUUUACUGUUGAGAAGGGCAGAAAUAUAAAGUUAAGUUUCAACAAUAUAUAUAUAUACAUAUAUAUGUUUCUCUAAGAUCUUCUUUAGACAACUUUUUGUGUGUCCUUGUAAGAAAUGUUGUAUACUUACAAUGACCAUUUGACAUUGGUCCCUAUCUUUGACAAAAUCAAAAGCUUCUUUGAAUCUAAUUUGACAUCUUAUUAGAUUAUCAUUAACUUCUAAAACAUAUAACUAGCAAAGGUUCCAUCUAUCUGAUCUGUAGCUUGAUUUUUGUAUAUUUUAAAGAGGGGACAGUUGUAGAAGUUGGUCCUCAAGUAUGUGUAAUGAAAACAAAUCUUUCAAGAUAAAAGCUAAUUGAGUGCUCUACACAAACUAUAUUUAAUAUUUUCAUUCGAUGUAUUGCUUACAUAGCUUUCUAAAACAUUGACACUUUUAAUUCAUGGAUUUUGUUAUCAGUGACUAGCUAAUUGUCAUAUUCAGAGGAACUAAUUAGAUGUUGAUCCCUUUUCAUUUGAAAUCUUUUAUGGCAUUCUAGAUUGGGAUAGUUCUAUUUAUACAAUUUGGGGGAAGCUGGGGAUUUUUGUAGUACUUUUUUUUUUCUUCUUUCUCAUAUUUAAAUCUGUUUGUCUCCUCCUCACUUUUGAGAUUUUUUCAAUAAAAAUUUAUCAAUUAG